AUGGCAGACUUCGAGGACCUCUUCCGUCACGCACCGGAACAUCGUGUGAUUGUUUGCCGAAAAUGUAGAUACGCGCCGGUACCCGACCAAAUUCAGCGGCAUCUCAAGGAUCACCACCCGCAAAUAUCCGUGGAGCAACGCGGAGAAAUCGCUCUGACCGUAGAGUCCCUCCCCGAUCUAGCACGUCGACCGCAGGACGUCAUCUACCCUCCCGAUUCGCGUGCUCCCAUCGAUGGUCUCGGCGUGUUGUUCGAAUGUCUUCGGUGUACGUGGCGCGAGCCCACCGGAAGACGGUGCCGUUAUGCGUGUCGCGCGGUCAAACGAAUGCAGAGGCACUGCAAAGAAGAGCAUCAAUGGGUGAACCAGCAACAGCGAGGAGGGGAUAGCCGGUCGAAGCAGCAGCACGCUCCGAACAAGAUGUGGGAAUCCGGACGUGCAUGCCAGCGCUUCUUCAAGGUUGGAGAGUGGCAGCGAUACUUCGAGGUGGCCGCGAGCGGUCCGUCAUCGAAUCGUCGCGAGGUUGACGAUCGACGGGCCCGAUUCUUUCGGCAGCAAGAAGAUGACAUCCAGCAGGCCCAUCACGAUGCCUCCGUGGCGGCCAAUAUGGUGGAGGGAUUCGACAGCCACCGCAGCACCGUGCUUCCGUGGCUUCAAACGACGGGCAUCGUCGAUCACGUCGGCGGUUUGAAGAAGGAUGAGAUCCAAGCGGCCAUCGUCUUGACGAUAUCCGAUGAAGAACUAGGCUUGGAGAGGAUCUUCAAGACCAUGGAAGACGUCCUGCGCCAGGCGCACGGCUACUGUUUCGAUGGGCCCGAGUGUAUGUUGACGUGGCAGUGUCGCGUCGUCCUCGGCCGUUUUCAGUCCGCCCAGGUCGAGACUCUCGGCAAGACCAGAGCGUUUGAACCUCACAAGAAUCCGGGGACCCUCCGGAAAUACUUCCGGCCCGCGAAACAGCUGCUGGCAUACAUCUAUCGCGUCGUGGCCAAUCGAGGUCAUCACUUCACCUGCGACUCGGACGACUUUCGACGACCGGAGGACGUGGUCACACUGACAUCGGAUCAGGCGCGGGCCUGGCGUUCGAUCCACCGGCUGAUGCGGGAGACCCGCGACGAGGAUUCUUCCCAGCCAUCCGUCGAGCUGCACGGUCGACUCCUCGAAUUCUGGAUGCUCCUCAUCCGCGACACCACCGGUGCGCGACGCUAUCGGUCGCCGUUGGUGAGCUUCUGCGCCAUGCUGAGCAUCAAGCCGUCGACGUCGAGCUGGAUGGAGCCCGGCAAUUUCAGCAGCCAUCUUUCGGCCAUCAUCUGGAUCGUCCAGCUGCUCAUCUUCUACGACAGCGCUCGCAAGGAGAGGGAUGGAGACGGCACGACGCUCUCGCACAUCAAGCGGUGCUGCGAGGAUUAUCUCCAACAGACGGUCGAGACCCCGAUGGGCCAGCUCUUGCGAUGGCGUCUGUUGCUCUUCCACGUCGCCCAGAACACCGUCGGGCAGCACCAGGCGACCUGGAACGAGGCCGAGGACAUCGUCAGUUUCGAAGGGACCGAUCUGCACCUGGACGACGUUCCGGCGUUGUUGAAGUCCGAAUACGACGAGUGUCGGCGGCUGCUUCACGAGGAUCUCAUGUUUGGAUCGACGGACUGCCUGCGAGUCCACGCCGACGCCUUGAAGGACAGUCCCGAGGUCCAAACCGUCGGAUGGGACUUCACGCAGCAUCGAGACAACCGGACACUGCUCCAGAACCGGGAGCGGAGGCUGUUGCGGGUCAUCGAACGGUCGGAGACGCUGCGUGACCUAUUUCUGGCCGAGGGCCAACCAGCCGACGGGGCGGUGGUCUGGCGCGAGAGUGCCCUGGCCACCUACGAGACUACCGUGCAAGAUUUCCUCCAGCGCCUGUGCACCAUCAUCCACAUCAGCGGCGGCCAGCCCGUCCGCGAACCCGAAUUCUUCUCCAUGACCUGGUGCAAUACGCAACGACCGCGGAGGAUCACGAUCCGUCACCGGCGGGUGAUGAUCCAUCUUCAAUAUCACAAAAGCCAACAACAGACGGGCCAGCUCCGGGAGAACAUCCGCUUUCUGGCUCGUCCGGUGUCCAAUCUCCUGCUCGACUAUCUGGUGUACGUUCAACCGCUCCGUCGAACCUUCCUCCGCCAGUCGUCUCCCCGGGCCACCCUCUCGCCCUUUCUGUUCGAGAAAGAUGGGCGGGUCUGGCCGGACAGUCAGCUGACCCGGUGUCUCGAGCGAUCCAGUGUCCGGGCGGGCGUAUCACGACUCCACAUCUCCAAUUGGCGGCAGAUGACGGUCGCGAUCGUCAAGACCAAGUUCGCGAACCACAUCGGCCACUUCGAGGACGACGACGACGACGAGGGUGCGGAGGAGGCGGAUCUCGACGUUCGUGCCAUGACGAAGCAGCGCAACCACAAGACGCGGACGGUGAAUCGCGCGUACGCCAACCAAACGGCGCCGAUGUUCGGGAACGUGUGGGAUGGUCUGCUGCGGAUGAACCUCCGGGCCUCGACGCUCUGGCAGGACUUCUGGGGCAUCGACAUCAUCCUUCGAGACCGGAAACGGAAGGGCGAGGAUCCCACGGAUCGCGAGCGGCAUCUAUCGACCGCGCCCGCCGUGGUCGUCGGAGGCCCUGCUGGCGGGACUGCGGCAGUUGUACCGGGACGACUCGAUGGUCUGGAGAACGGCGGAGCAAGAGCAGACUCUUGUGAAGAUCAUGUCCUGGACCGAUCAGGUCGUGGCCAUCCUGCCGACCGGGGCCGGGAAGAGCCUGUCUUCAUGCUGCCCUGUGCCCUCCCCGGCGCCGGCGUCACCAUCCUCAUCGUCCCGCUCGUGGCCCUCCGGAUCAACAUGAUCCAGCGCCUCGACCAGCUCCACAUCGACCAUCUCGAGUGGUCUCCCGGCGAGCGGCGGGAAGCCGCCCUGGUGGUCGUCAGUGCGGAAGCCGCAUGCCAAUCCGACUUCCGGAAAUAUGCCACCGCUCUGCGGGCCCGGCAGCGACUGGAUCGAAUCGUCGUGGACGAGUGCCAUCUGACCGUCACUGCCGCGGGUUAUCGAUCCAGUCUCGUCGACGUGACCGCCCUGCGAGGUCUCCGAACGCAGUUCGUCUACCUGACGGCGACGCUUCCUCCGUCGAUGCUGGCGGAGUUCGAGGAGCGCAACUACCUGCACCACCCCACGGUCAUCCGGGCGUCGAGCAACCGGCCGAACAUCAAGUAUACGGUCGCAAGGGCCAAAUCGGGCGAGGUCAGCCUUCUGGAGCAGGCGGCCGGGAAGGCGCGAGACGCCUGGGAUCGAUCGGAUCAAUUCGAUCACGGCCGGGACAAAAUCAUCCUCUACGUGCGUUCCGUUCGCGAUGGGGAGAGUCUGGCCGACAUGCUGGGCAGCGAAUGCUACACGGCAGAAAGCGGCACCGUCGACGAGAAGCGGGCGAUCCUCGACCGAUGGACCACCGAUCCCCUUCGGCCCUGCAUCGUCGCCACGUCCGCACUCGCCGAAGGUUUCGACCACCCUUAUGUACGCUUCGUCAUCAACGUGGGCGAGCCACCGUCGCUCAUCACUUUCUCGCAAGAGUCCGGACCGGCGGGCCGGGAUGGGCAACGUGCCGAUUCCCUCGUGCUCCUCCCCUCGAAAUGGAAGCCUUCCGCUGUCGAGCCGGGCACUCUCGACGACACCGUCCGCUCGAGAGACGAUGCGAGUCUGGCGAAGCAAUGA
This is a messenger RNA of Recurvomyces mirabilis, 3717 nucleotides long. RefSeq lists its product as uncharacterized. Gene Ontology annotation, biological process: double-strand break repair via homologous recombination. Gene Ontology annotation, cellular component: chromosome; nucleus; cytoplasm. The transcript has 2 exons. NCBI's taxonomy places the organism in Eukaryota, Fungi, Ascomycota, Dothideomycetes, Mycosphaerellales, Teratosphaeriaceae. Bases 1 to 3717 code for a protein of 1238 amino acids. The record is from RefSeq and is a predicted model, not a curated record. Gene Ontology annotation, molecular function: four-way junction helicase activity; 3'-5' DNA helicase activity.